Messenger RNA from Penaeus monodon (black tiger shrimp), 1505 nucleotides. RefSeq names its product protein unzipped-like. The record is from RefSeq and is a predicted model, not a curated record. The coding region runs from base 80 to 1366 and encodes 428 amino acids. The transcript has a single exon. Lineage: Eukaryota; Metazoa; Arthropoda; Malacostraca; Decapoda; Penaeidae.
CAUUAAAGGCGCCUUUGUUUUUCUUUUCAGGUUGUUAGCCCUAGCGGCCCUGUCCGGCUCGUGCCUGGCGGCGGUGGACAUGGUGAUGCUGUGGGGGGCGUCAGGCACGUCCAAGAUCACGUCCUCGACCCUGGCGUGGGUCACGGGCUCCGACAAGAUCCCCGAGGAGGCCGUGCCCGUCGACCCGUCCAGCCCCGCCGGCCCCCACUGGUGUAGGGCGAGGCACCGCGCCCUCCAGGUCCCGGGGGUCCUAAGGGACGGCGGCGUGUGCACCAUCCCCUUCCUGAAGCGGAUCUUCAAGCUGGACAAGUACGACGUCCUCGUCUCGAUUAAUGGCUCCGCGCGACUCCACCUGAUGCCGUGGGACAAGUACACCGCCAAACCCGAUAACGCCCUGCUGUCCCCGGACUUGAUGCUGGCCUUCGACUCCUCCCCCGACGCCCCCCUGAUGCCCGGGCACGUGGGCCCCGGCCGCAGGGAUCGGCGGGCCUUCCUGCUGGACGGGGACAGCAUCCGCAGGGUGGAGAAGGCCUACAUCCUGGUCGAGGAGGAGCCAGCCAGGUACUCGCUCAACGACAUCGUCCUCGACGCCUCCCACCAGACCAUCAACGACAGUCGGGUCCACCUGAAGAAGGUCACGCUCGAGAACACGGGGGAGGAACCCGUGAACGCGUCGCGCCUGGUGACCAUCGACGUCCUGGAGAGGCAGUACUGGGGCCGCGUGAAGGGCACGGUCACGGCGCUGUCGUCCACCGUGACCUCCCCCGAGGACGCCCCCGUCGCCAUGCCCUCGCCCAACGCGCCCGUCGACCUCAUGUGGGGCAUUGACAACGAGCUGGGCCGAGUCGACACGCAGAUGCUGGUCCACGAGCUCCCUCCCGGCGUUGGCGUCGAAGUCGACUUGGAAGGCACGAUGAGGCACUACGAGGCACCCUACAGUGGCACUCUCACCGCCUUCUACGCCGACGGGAGCAGCCACAAGCGAGGCAUCGUCUCCCUGCACACCCACGAGGCGCUGGUGGGCGUCACGGCCAACUACCGACGCUACUACUACAUCCACAACGGCACCGACGUCGACCUCCCCGAAUCCGCCGAUCUGCUGUACGAACUGACCACCACGACCACCACCACCACCACGACCACCACCACGACCACCACCACAACGACCACGACCACCACCACCACCACCACCACACCACCUCCCACCACCACCACCCCGGAGCCGACCACAGAGCCUCCCACCGAGCCGCCGACAGAAGCCAUGCGCCUGCAAGCUCUCCAAGGACACCGACUCGGAGGCGCGCCGAACGCAGCCGGAAGCCGAGGCCGACGACAACAACCAGGCCGUGACAGCGAGGCCGGCUGACAGGCUACUCUCAGCCGUCGCGUCGAUCGUCACAACGCUCAUCCUCCGAUACUACUCGACUUUCCCCGUCAUGUGAGCGGCGAUUCUUCGCUCGCGUCGCCGCCUUGUACAUUUGUAGGUUUAAGGGAAAAAAAAAAAA